Aureococcus anophagefferens is the source of this 3666-nucleotide messenger RNA. RefSeq lists its product as hypothetical. The record is from RefSeq and is a predicted model, not a curated record. Gene Ontology annotation, molecular function: glutamine-tRNA ligase activity; ATP binding. Gene Ontology annotation, cellular component: cytoplasm; cytosol. Lineage: Eukaryota; Pelagophyceae; Pelagomonadales; Pelagomonadaceae. The transcript has 2 exons. Bases 1 to 2052 code for a protein of 683 amino acids. Gene Ontology annotation, biological process: translation; glutaminyl-tRNA aminoacylation.
AUGCUCCAGCGGUCGUGGUGGAAGGCGUCGCCGUCGUCGGCGUGGGCCAGGGAGGGCGCGAAGGAGGCCGAGGGCUCGCCGAGCGUCUGGGCCCUGGACCGGCGCAAGGACCCGCUCUGCGGCCGGGCUUUGAGCCACUGGGCGGAGUACGGCCAGGAGGGCGGCGUGCAGACCUGCGGCAACUCGGCGGCCCUGCUCGAGGAGCACUUCCGCGUCAACGGCGGCGCGGUGCGCACGCGGUUCCCGCCCGAGCCCAACGGCUACCUCCACAUCGGCCACGCCAAGUCGAUGAACAUGAACUUCAGCCUCGCCUUCGACCGCCUCGCGGCGAGCGGCGCGGCCGUGCCCACACGCGAGACCAUCUUCCGCUACGACGACACGAACCCCGAGGCCGAGUCGAAGGAGUUCGUCGACUCGCUCGCGCGCGACGUCGCGUGGAUGGGCUGGAAACCCGCGCGCGUCACGCACACGUCCGAGUACUUCGGCGUCUUCUACGAGAUGGCCCUGGAGCUCAUCAAGGGCGGCAAGGCCUACGUCUGCCACCAGUCGUCGUCGGAGAUCGAGGCGUGCCGCAAGGCGCGCCUCGACGCGCCCGACGCCCACGAGUCGCCCUACCGGUCCCGGAGCGCCGCGGAGAACCUGGCGCUCUUCGAGCGCAUGCGGAGCGGCGUCGCCGCCGAGGGCGAGUGCACGCUGCGGCUCAAGAUGCAGACGGCGGAGAACGCGUCCAACUACAACAUGUUCGACCAGGUCGCCUACCGCAUCAAGCACCACCCCCACCCCUGCGCGGGCGACGCCUGGUGCAUCUACCCGACCUACGACUACACGCACUGCGUCGUCGACGCGCUCGAGCACGUCGACUACUCGAUCUGCACGCUCGAGUUCGAGACGCGGCGCGAGUCCUACUACUGGGUCCUCGACGCGUUGGAUCUGUACCGGCCCAAGGUCUUCGAGAUGUCGCGGCUCAACAUCUCCUACACCGUGCUCUCGAAGCGCAAGCUCACGAAGCUCGUGACGUCGGGGAAGGUCGCGGGCUGGGACGACCCGCGCAUGCCGACGAUCUCGGGCCUGCGGCGCCGGGGCUACAGCGCGAGCGCCAUCAACGCCUUCUGCCGCGACGUCGGCGUGACGCGCAACGAGAACUUCAUCGAGUACGGCCGGCUCCAGCAUUUCGCGCGCCUCGACCUCGAGGACCGCGCGCCGCGGCGCAUGGCCGUCGCGGACCCGCUGGAGCUCCUCCUCGAGGGCGACGACGCCGCCUUCGCCAAGACCUACGACGCGCCGAACCACCCGUCCAAGCCCGAGUUCGGCGUUCGGCCGCUCACGCUCGCGCGAAGAGUCUUUCUCGACCGCUCGGACUUUCGGGAGGUCGACGCGCCCGACUUCUUCGGGCUGGCGCCGGGCAAGUGGGUCCGCCUGCGCUACUGCGUCACCAUCAAAUGCGUGGCCGUCGAGAAGGACGGCGACGACGUCGCGCGCGUCAAAUGCGUCGUCGGCGACGCGCCCGCGGACCCCAAGGGCAAGCUCCACUGGGUCUCCGAGGCCGACGCGGCGCCCUGCGAGCUGCGCGACUACGACCACCUCUUUUCCGUGGGCAAGGUCGACGACGACACCUGGGAGGCCCAGCUCGCGCCGGACUCGCUCGUCGUCCACAAACGCGCGCUCGUCGACGCGUCCGUCGGCGCGCGGCCGGCCGACGGCGCGCCCUUCCAGUUCGAGCGCCUCGGCUUCUACGCCGUCGACGACGACGCCAAGGCCGGCGCCCUCGUCUUCAACCGCACGGUGUCGCUCAAGAGCGGCAACGCGGCCGUCAAGGUCGCGGGCGCGAGCCGCAAGGACGAGCAGGCCGCGCAGCUCGCGAAGAAGGAGGCGAUGAAGUCCGUGGACCCCAAGGACAUGUUCAAGACCGACGACAUGAAGCUGCUCUACUCCGCCUGGGACGGCGACGGCGUCCCGACGCACGGCGCGGACGGCGAGCCCCUCUCGAAGAGCGCGUCCAAGAAGCUCAAGAAGGACCAGGCGAAGCAGGCGAAGCUCUUCGCCAAGAAGUAACGCCCCUUAGGAGAAGUCGCGGUCAGGGAAGAGCGUCGGCGCGACGCAGGUCCAGACGUAGAGUAAUCCGGCAGUCCAUUGUGCAGCCGCUUGCAUCCACAUGGCGACCUGGCCCGACGACGGCGACGCCGCGGAGCCCGACUUCGUGAUGGAGCCCCAAUUCGUGAGCACCAUGGCGAUGUUGCAGGCCAUGAGCGCCAUGACGAGGUUGAAGGACGCGACCUCCGCGGGCGUCUUCGGUGGCCCGUCCGGCUCGUCCGGCGGCGCCGCGGGCCGCUCCUCGUCGCCGGCGGCGUCGUUGGACCCGUAGGACUUGUCCGCGGGCGCCGCCGACCCCUCGAGCUGGCCCGUGAGGAUCUUGUUCAUCAUGGCGCCGCCGGGCCCGUUGUCCGACGCCUUGCCCGCGUCGCCGCGGCCGCCGCCGAGGUACUGCACGUUGUUCGACGCCGAGUAGAUCGUGUAGACGAGCGCCGCGAUCGUGAACGCGAGGCCGACCACAAUCGACAGCCAGUCCGACGUGUUCGAGUAGAAGGGGUUGCAGGACGGCACGGGGUUCGCCGUCAGCGCCGACGCGGCGAGGUAGACGAGGUACGCGGACACCGUCGCGCUCGUGAGCAGGUUCGAGUCCUUGGAGAUGAAGAGCUGGCACGCCGUCGCGACGACGCAGAGCGCGACGGUCAACCCCAAAAUCGUGUCCGGCGACGUGCAGUCCGUGCCAAAGUAGGCGAAGAGGAGGCCGACGCCCACGACGGCCACGAGGAACAGCGCGGCGGCCGCCGCGAUCAGCGCGACGAGCGGCGACGGCAUGCCGCACCACUCGCUCACCUCGCCCGAGUCCGCGAGCGUCACGAGCGAGUCGUUCAUGUAGUAGGCCAGGUCGAUCAACAGCACCUGCUGGAGCACGACGAAGACGAAGCCGCCGACGCGCGCGACCCAGAGGUAGCCGUGGUCGUCGAAGACCUCGUUCGGGACGAAGACGGACACGACGAGCAGCACGACCCAGCCCAGGAACUUGGACCCCCAGUAGCUAUCGUGGAAGGCCGGGGACGCGUAGGUGCCCGCGGCCAUGGCCGCGAAGAAGAGGCACGUGCAGAGCGACACGCGGUAGACCGCCGCCGCGCCCUUGCAGCCCGCGUCGUCGUCGUCGCAGGUCCAGGCGUAAAAGUCCAUGUACUUGGCCACGUAGUACUGCAUGAGCAGGCUCAACGCCAUGGCCAGCACCAUGACCCACAUGGACCCCGUGCGCCCCGCGUCGGGGUUCGCCGCCUUCUUGCCAUCGUCGCCGGACGACGGGCAGCAGGCGCAGAGCCCGCGCCCGAGGCAGCAGGCGCCCUCGCAGGCGCAGCAGGCGAGCGACAGGCAGCAGCCCAUCGGGGUCGAGCGUCCGUUUCACGGGGUGGCUCCUGCGCGCGAGCAACAGGCGAGGAGCGGUGCUCCCAGGUCGCCGCGCAAUGUGCCGCAAAAUGCGGCUUCUCGGACCUCGCCGAUCUUUGUGCUAAAGAUGCUGCCGCGCCGGGCAGCCCUCGCUUUGACGGCUAGCUACCGCCCGGCAUUCGAAUUGCUGCGUGCGGGCAGCGUGCGGGCGGCGACGCGGGCGGCCGCGCUUCGGUGUCG